AAAUAACUUCCACGCGCUGCUUUUUCCAUCCUCUCUUUGAUUGAUAUCUCUCUGCUCUGACCAAAUCGUGUCACUUCUUCAUCUUCUCCACUUUACCAAAUCGCAUCGAUUCUAGCUAGGUUUUAUUUUCGUAUUUGUCAAAUUCUGGAAUCUGGGUUUUUUGUUUCCUUCUCGAUACCUUUGAAUCGCAUCUCUGAUCCAGUUCUGGGAUACUAGCCCCUUGUUCGUUUUACCUGUGAACUCGAAUUCUCUCAAAGUCGCAUACCUGUGAAAGAAGACAUGGAAGUCUUAUCGCUGGCCUCACUACCGGUGGGGUUCAGAUUUAGUCCGACGGACGAGGAGUUAGUCAAAUACUAUCUCCGGCUUAAGAUCAACGGCCACGAUGACGACGUCAGAGUAAUCCGUGAGGUCGAUAUCUGCAAAUGGGAGCCAUGGGAUUUGCCCGAUUUUUCUGUUGUGAAGACAACAGACUCAGAGUGGCUCUUCUUCUGUCCAUUGGACCGGAAGUAUCCGAGCGGAAGUAGAAUGAAUCGGGCCACUGUGGCUGGCUACUGGAAAGCUACUGGGAAAGAUCGCAAGGUCAAAUCAGGCAACACCAAGAUUAUAGGCGUUAAGAGGACUCUAGUCUUCUACACAGGUCGUGCUCCUAAGGGCUCACGAACCUGUUGGAUUAUGCACGAGUACCGUGCAACCGAGAAGGAUCUUGAUGGAACAAAGUCUGGCCAGAACCCAUUUGUCAUAUGCAAAUUGUUUAAGAAGCAAGAUGUUGUGAAUGGAGCAGCGCCAGAGGAUUUAAAGUCGAGUGAAGUCGAACCAGCAGUCUCGUCUCCAGCUGUUGUGGACGAGAUGAAGUCCGAGGUUGAACUGUCUGAGGUAUCUCUGGUUUUCCCUAAAACCGACGACGACGAUGCAAAGCCUUCAGACAACGGGGAAUCUUCUCUUGUAGUCUCCGGUGAAUGUCAUAGUGAAAACUCUGCCCCUGAAGUUACAACCACCGAGCAGCUUGACCAUAUCGAUUGGCAGUCAUAUCUGGAGUUGGAGUCCCUGGAUUGCAAUCUGUACUCUCCGUUGCACUCUCAGGUGCAAUCAGAGCUUGGUUUUCAGUCUGGUUCAAACGACUUGUUCAGUAACCAGAGUGUGGCUCACAUUCAGACUCAGUACGGCACAAACGACGCCGACGAAAUGAUGUUCGAGCUCUUGGAAUCGGCUCUUGAGAUUCCCUAUGAGUUUCCAGAGACGAAACAUUUAGCUCUACCGACGCUUGAACAAAGUACAUAUGAGCCACAGAAUCCUGUCAACAUAUGCAACAUGAUCAAUGAUGUAUCUGGAACAGGAAUCAAGAUUAGGGCACGACGGACACAGGCCCCGGGUUGUGCUGAGCAGUUUGUAAUGCAGGGAGAUGCCUCAAGAAGGCUGCGUCUUCAGGUUAACCAUAACAGUCAGAAGCCAGAAACUGUCAAGAAAGAGGUGAUGGACACAGCAAGAGAAACUAUAACGAAAGGGUGUGGAAAUUUCAUGAGAUGGAAUAGCAGGAGCGGUUUCAUAUUCAAGAAGAUUGCAGCUAUGGGAUGUUCAUACAAAGGGCUUUUCAGCGCGGGCGUUGUAGCGGUUGUCUUUGCAAUGUCGGUUUGCUGUCUAACCGCAAAAUUCCGCUGAAGCUUUGUGUUUUUCAGUCAAAUUCAUGGUGAUGAGAAUAAAGGAAGAAGGUGGUUUUACGGGUUGAGAGCACGGAUUUGUGUAUAAAAUAGGGGUUUGGCCGGGUUCUUCAUCUCUCCUUCUUCUUCUUCUUGUUGUUGUUCGCUUAAGCUUAACUAAGACUGGUUUAGGAGGUAGUAGUUAACUUGUAUUGCUCAUAGUUUACAGUUCGUAUGUGUUUAAGAUCAUCUAAAAGGACUCUUAGAGA
This is a messenger RNA of Eutrema salsugineum, 1903 nucleotides long. RefSeq names its product NAC domain-containing protein 91. The transcript is spliced from 5 exons. Gene Ontology annotation, biological process: regulation of DNA-templated transcription. Bases 280 to 1656 code for a protein of 458 amino acids. Lineage: Eukaryota; Viridiplantae; Streptophyta; Magnoliopsida; Brassicales; Brassicaceae. Gene Ontology annotation, molecular function: DNA binding. The record is from RefSeq and is a predicted model, not a curated record.